Messenger RNA from Chara braunii, 3038 nucleotides. The record is from the annotation of a GenBank genome assembly. NCBI's taxonomy places the organism in Eukaryota, Viridiplantae, Streptophyta, Charophyceae, Charales, Characeae.
GAUGAAGAGAUUGGAGGAGGAGAUGAAGAAAGUACAACAAGAGGAGGAAGAAAGAAGAAAAGUUGUUGAAGCAGAAGCGGCAGCAGAAGAAGAGAAAGAGAGGAUGAGGAUUGAGAGUGGAGAAGGGAGUAGUGGUGGCACGAUGACGAGGGAAACAGAUACAGGGCUAGAGAAGAAGAUCAGCGAGUGGGUCGCUAAUUUAUCGUUGGGGGAAGACGAGGAGGCAGAGUCCUAUGUAACUAAGGAUGAGAAGGUUGCACUGGCCGCCGAGCUAGCAGCCAUGACAGACCCGAUGGAACGAAGAGAGAGGGAGGAGGAACAAAAAUUAGCAUGGAAGCUGAGGAUGAAGAGAGAGAAGAAGAAGAGGAGAGAGGAAGUGAACAAGAUGACCGCAGAGGUGGCAAAGGUGCAGGAGUAUAGAGCGGAGGUGCUGGCCCAACCAGACGACAAGGCCAAGUGGGACAAAGUAUUGGGCUAUUUAGAGGUGUUGAGCAAGGCCUGGAUGGAGGAGCGCCAGACAAGCUGGAGCCAGGAUGUAGCGUUGAGUGCCAUGCGGUCAGGGUUUAGAGAUUUCAUGCGCGAGUUCGUCACCCAUAUUGGGGGUGAAGUGAAGCAAUUGAGAGAUAAUGUAGGGAAGUUUUGUGAGGGCGCCAUUCAGGGUGUCAAAGCUGUAGCCGCUGUAGAGGGAGAGGCCAGACCCCGUAAGGAUCCAGUGAAACUCAAGUUCCCAGAUGCGUACGGGGGGAAGAAGGAAGAAAACUUUAACAACUUGGAAGCCAGUGUCAAUAGUUAUAUUUAUUUGCAGCAUAUCUUGGUCGAGGAACAAGUCCUUGUGGCCUUCCAGACCCUCAAAGAUGAAGCGGCUAGUUUUGCCAGGUCUCUUGCGCGUACAGCCGGAGGGAUGAAGCAUGUGGAGGAGGAGGAUUCACAGUCUGACGAAGAGGACGACGUAGCCAGGGAGCUGCUCGAGGAGCUGUGGGAGGUGGUGGAGAAAGAGCUGUGGGAGGUGGGAGAGCCAGCGGACGUGGCGACGAUCUCCAUCAUCAUCAUCAUCAUCAUCAUGUCGGAUACUCGGCUUGACCAGCUGCGGCUGAUCACACUCCGCGGGACGCUCAAGAGCCUCUUCAGGCAGAGAGAAACCCCUUCACCCCUUUCUCCAUCUGCAGGCCUACCUCCAGCUGGACGUCGACGCGGAGCCGUUGCUUCGAAGACGAUUGCACCGGCGGCUUGGGAGUCCUUUCCCAGCUCUCGCCGUUGGUCAUGGCGGUGGACAUCAGGAUCAUCAUUCACCGUGCCAGUGCGGCGGGCCAGCRGCUUGGCAAUGUACCCGACGUUGACGAUGGCUAUGGCGGUCUCGAAGCCCGAACAAAACCCUUUCGCGGACCAUUCACAGAACUCUGCACUCCCUACCCCGCCAUUCUCCGGCUUUGUCCCGGAAGGAGAGUCUCCACCUGCCUCGGGGUUCCGCCGAUUUUCGGGGCUGAGUGGGAUAUCCAACUUGCUGAAGAUCCCCAGUCAGGACGGACGGAAGACGGGAUUCACGGAUCCUAGAAAGGGUAGGGGUAACCCGUCCAAAUCGAAAGGUACUGGGACUGACAAGACGCAGGGGAUAGGGAAGGAGAAACGCAAUGAUCAAGGGUUGAAAGAAAAGGGUCACAAUAAGAAGGAGAAGGACAAUCGGGCGAAAGGCUCGAAAGGGGAUGAGAAGAGAAGAGGCGAACGAGAAGAGGUUAGCUCGGAUCGGUCAGCCACAAUGGAGCCUCGUCAGAUUCGGAGUCUGCUGGCUUACUCAGACAAACUCAGUUGGAGAGGAGAGCGAUCAAGGCAUUAUCAAAACCUUCGAAGAAAUAUGUUAAGAAGGUUUAAGACUCCAUCAGUAGUACUGCAAAUCACUGAUGACUUGGGGGACGAAGGAUCAAUUGCUAAAGAAUGGAAAACUCUUGAGUCUGUAGAAUUAUCGAAGGAGCUGAUACCUCUCAAUAACGAAAUUAGAAUUCCUGAUCUUAUUGAUUUGGGAGCUAUGAAGGAAGUGGCAGUUGAUUUGACUCUUCGGAAGGGUUCAGGAGCCAGAGGAGCUCAGUGGAGUGUUUCCAUUCCACUGGACCUCCAAGAACUGACUCAAAAGCUGAAGACGACUUUGCUUCAAGCUCCCGUCGUAAGCAUCUAUGACCCGACCUUGCCUACCAAAGUGACAACGGACACUUCAAGUUACGACAUUGGCGCGGUUUUGGAACAGCAUGACGGCACAUAUUGGCAUCCGGUUGAGUACUUUAGCCAAAAGGUGCCACCCAUCAACACUCUUGAUGAUGCGAGGAAGAAGGAACUGCUAGCUUUUGUCACCGUACUUAAGCGUUGGCGUCACUUUCUUCUCGGGCGUCGGCGAUUCACGUGGGCAACGGACAACAAUCCGUUGACGUAUUACAACACGCAAGGCAAGGUGAGCAGCACGAUUGGUCGAUGGAUGUACUUCAUUGACCAGUUCGAUUUCACCUCCAAGUACAUUCCGGGCUCCUCGAACAAGGCAGCGGAUGCUUUCUCGCGAAGACCUGAUCUUUGUGCCUUGGUGCACUCCACAUUCGGCCUCGACGAGAACCUGCAACAACAUUUCAUAAACGGCUACAAGUCGGAUCCGAGAUUCUUCAUGCUCUAUGCGGACUUAUCAUCGGAUCACCCGCCGGCAAGCAACUAUCACAUUGUCGACGGCUACUUGCUUCUUCAUACACGAGGCAAGGACUUGUUGUGUGUACCCCAAGACCGCAUCUUGCGCACUCGCCUCCUUGGCGAAUACCACGAUUCGCGGCUAGCGGGACACCUUGGUGUCGCACGCACACUGGCACGACUCCGCCAACGAUUUCACUGGUCGGACAUCAUCAACGACGUCAACCGGUACAUUCAGUCAUGUGCAGUUUGCCACGGGAACAAAGGAUGCCAUCAUCUCCCGUACGGUUGACUGAAACCAUUGCCGAUUCCUCGGAAACCAGGUCUCUUCAUUGCUAUGGAUGUGAACGACCCUUUCCCUCGCGAUCGCCUUGGCCAUG